UUAGUAUUUUUCGUCUCCCUAGAAGAGUCAACUGAGCCAAGUCUUACCAUUAUUCCGCCGAUUUUUGUUGAAUUUCCUUUUUCUUUUCUUUUUUUCUUUUUCGUUUCUUGGAACCUAGUGGUAGGAAAAACCUAAGUUUGCUUUUAUUUUGAAUUGUCUACAGUUCUAGCACGAGACGUUAGGGAUUUCAAUUUUCAUCUUAAACUGCAAGUUGUCUACAGUUUUAGCGUGAGGACUUAAUGGAUGAAAAGUUCGGUCUUAAAUUCCAAAAACUUGUAGUUUGAGCCACUUAUUUUAAAAAUCUUCUGGGUUUUAGGAGGAUCAUUUCCAUCUAGGAUAGAGGCUGCAUAAUCUGUAUGAUAUACUAUCCUUAUUGGGACUAAUCUUGGAGUUCGAUCUUGUGACAAAGGUGCCUUGAUCGUGCAGUAGUUUGGGAACCUGUGGGAUCUACGCCCUUUCUGCAUUAAAUGAUUGGUGUUGUCCAAGAAUAAGCAGUGUUGAAGUGCAUUAUGAUAUUGUGCCACUAGAGGUAUCUUUGCUUUUUCUUAAGGAUGGCCCUUGCUGGUUCUAUGCAAUUAUCCCGUGAAUUGGGAAUUCAGAAUAGGCAUGGGUACAGUAACCAACCUAAGAUUAUGAUGGCAAAAGAUCGAUUACAUCUUCUCAGCAUCACUCUCUCAUCUCAUGCUUCGAGACAGGAUGCUUUGAGUCUUCAUCUUUUAAAUAGCAUGCGUGGGUCAAUAACUCCUGUAUCUUCUAGAUGUGAAUUUUUCCUGUGCCGAUCUUUUCUAGCACCAGGUGGAGGAAAUGAGAUUUCAGUUUUAAAAUCUGCUGCCUUGGUUUUGACAAGGUCAUGUAAUGCUUUACGAGGAAGGCCUCUUGUACUUCAAUUGGUUCCAGCAGUUAGCAUUGUUGCUUUUGCUGCAUGGGGUCUAGGGCCGCUAAUGCGUCUUAGCAGGAAUCUUUUCCUCAAUAAGACCGAUAGUAGUUGGAAAAAGAGUAGUACAUAUUAUGUUCUGACCUAUUACCUUCAACCUUUGCUGCUUUGGAUUGGAGCAAUGCUUAUUUGCAGAGCAUUGGAUCCAAUCAUUCUACCUUCAAAAGAGAGCCAAGCUGUUAAGCAACGACUUCUAAUUUUUAUACGAUCGUUAUCAACGGUGCUGGCCUCUGCCUAUUGUAUAUCAAGCUUGAUUCAACAAGUACAAAAUUUCUUCAUGGAAAGCAAUGACUCCAGUGAUGCUAGAACUAUGGGCUUCCAGUUUGCUGGGAAAGCUGUUUAUACUGCAAUAUGGGUGGCUGCUGUUUCAUUGUUCAUGGAGUUGCUGGGUUUUUCCACCCAGAAAUGGCUUACUGCUGGGGGUCUUGGCACAGUAUUGCUCACCCUUGCUGGUCGUGAGAUAUUCACAAAUUUCCUUUCAAGUGUAAUGAUCCAUGCAACACGACCAUUUGUUUUGAACGAAUGGAUUCAAACAAAGAUUGAAGGUUAUGAAGUUUCUGGGACUGUUGAGCAUGUGGGUUGGUGGUCACCGACAAUCAUAAGAGGUGAUGAUCGGGAAGCAGUUCACAUUCCAAACCACAAAUUCACAGUGAAUGUUGUGAGGAAUCUUAGCCAGAAGACCCAUUGGCGCAUCAAGACUCACCUUGCCAUCAGCCACUUGGAUGUCAAUAAGAUUAAUAAUAUUGUAGCUGAUAUGCGUAAGGUUUUAGCCAAAAAUCCUCAAGUAGAGCAGCAAAGGUUGCAUAGAAGAGUGUUUCUGGACUAUAUCGAUCCAGAGAACCAGGCUCUUUUGAUUUUGGUUUCGUGCUUUGCGAAAACCCCUCGUUUUGAAGAGUACCUUUGUGUGAAGGAAGCAAUACUCUUGGAUCUUCUCAGAGUUGUCAGCCAUCAUCAAGCUCGCCUUGCAACACCCAUUCGUACGAUUCAGAAAGAAUACAGCAUGGCUGACAUGGAAAUGGAAAAUAUACCAUUUGCUGACCCGAUAUUCACCCGCUCCAGUGCAGCUGCUAACCGUCCACUCCUGCUGAUUGAGCCCUCUAAUAAAAUGAAUGGUGAUGAUAAAACCAAGGCUUCCACAGGUUCAGCAUGCCAGAACGAGGAAAAAGAUGCCAAGAUUGAUGCAAGCUCAACAUCUGAAUCGAAGCCAGAUGCCAAGGCUGGAGCAUCGUCAAUUCUUGACUCCCCAACAGAUGACAACGUUGCAGCAACAUCAAUCUCCAACUCCAGCACAAACAGUAAGGUUUCAGCAACGUCAAUAUCUGACCCCAAAAUCCAGAAUAUGGUGACUGAUGGUUCAACCCAAAAUAACUAUGAAGAACAGCAGUCGGAGGCAAGCAUGGAAAAGGUGAGGGAGGACAUAAACCCAGGUGGAUCAGCUUUUGAGAAGCCGUCACUGAAUUUCCCAGAUUCUGGUGCUGGAAAAGCAGAUGGUCUUCCUUCUGCAACUCCAUUGGCAAAGCAAGAUGGCAAUCGAGCAUCAAUUGCUACCCCUGCCUUGGAAGAGAACAUUGUUCUUGGUGUAGCUCUUGAAGGCUCAAAAAGGACACUCCCAAUUGAGGAAGAAGAAAUGAUUGUGUCCCCUAGCGGAGCAGAAUCAAAAGAAUUGGCUGCCUGCCAGAAUGGCAAUGUUUCAGCCCCCAAUGGCAAGGAUAAGAAAGAAGGUCAGAUAGACAUCAGCAGCUCCUAGUGCAAGAUCGAGCUACCAGUGGGAUAUAGGAAGGUGAUCAUGAGGUCAUUGGUUUGGCACCAUGCAGAAAUGCUCAAAGCUGUGUUUUUAAGGCUAGCAUUAUGCAGUGUAUAUUUUAUACUGUAGUCAUGCACUUCUUAGGAAUGUAAAUGAUUAUUGCAUUAAGAAUCUUUGGGCCAAUUAGGCAUUGGCAAUUAAUCAGAGAUUUAUUGUCUGCAUUCUUGAAAUACAAGAAAUUGUUUUCAUCAA
Molecule: messenger RNA, 2930 nt
Organism: Vitis riparia (riverbank grape)
Lineage: Eukaryota; Viridiplantae; Streptophyta; Magnoliopsida; Vitales; Vitaceae
Product: mechanosensitive ion channel protein 3, chloroplastic-like
Exons: 14
Coding region: 552-2681 (709 amino acids)
Biological process (GO): transmembrane transport
Cellular component (GO): membrane
Source: RefSeq, a predicted model, not a curated record